Molecule: messenger RNA, 912 nt
Organism: Phalaenopsis equestris
Lineage: Eukaryota; Viridiplantae; Streptophyta; Magnoliopsida; Asparagales; Orchidaceae
Product: cyclin-P4-1-like
Exons: 2
Coding region: 112-702 (196 amino acids)
Biological process (GO): regulation of cyclin-dependent protein serine/threonine kinase activity
Molecular function (GO): protein kinase binding
Source: RefSeq, a predicted model, not a curated record
CACCGUCUCCUCAAUUAACAACCCACGAUUCCACGAAAGUAGGCAUUUUCAGAAACAGUGAAACUACCCUUCUCGCACGCAAAAGGAAGAAGAAAAGCUUCAGCACCAGCAAUGGGAGUAGCAACGCCCGGGAACAACAUGCCUCUGGUAAUAAAAAUCCUCUCGGCCCUCUUCGAACGCACGACCAAAAGAAACGAUGAACUCGCAGUUUCUCAAGAGCAGAAUCGCCGACCAACGCGGGCAGCAGAGGCCUUCUCCAACCCAACUUGCCAUGCAUUCUCCAUUCAGAGAUAUCUCGAACACAUCUUUGAUUGGAUAGAUUGCAGCUUAAGUUGUUAUGUAAUCGCCUACAUUUACGUAGACCGAUUCCUUUAUCUCAACCCCUCCGUCAUUUUAGAUUCCAGCAAUGUACAUCGUUUCCUCAUCACAAGCAUCCUCACUUCUGUCAAAUUCAUGGAUGGGAGUAAGCAUGACAAUCUACACUAUGCGAUUGUGGGAGGCAUCAGUCUUCGUGAGUUGAAUGAAUUGGAGGUGAAAUUUUUGUUUGGAUUGCGCUUCAAUCUACAUAUCACUCCAAGCACCUAUUGCGGCUACCAUUCAUUUCUGCUAGGACAGGCGCACACUAUGGACAUUGGAUAUCCUCACUUGUUGCAAUUCGUCUCAUUAGCGAGUGACGGAAGUGGGCUAAGCGAAGAUGUUUAGUGAUUUAGAAGCAGCAAUAGGAUGGGAGAUUAAGCACUAGAGGAGGUUUUUGGCUUCUUUUUUUGCACAGAAUAUUAUGUUUUUUCUUGAAUGGUGAAGGGGAGAGUUCUAUUUUCUCUUUUAAUUAAGGAGCGUUUGUUGCUUCACAUUUUUUGUUUUUGAAUUUGAUAGGAAACCUGCGAUUCUUUCAUUAAUGAAGCUCUUUUUAUU